CUAGUUUAGUCCGAUAAUAAAAGAAUGACCAUGGAGGAAGAUGGCGAAGAUUUUCUUCCAAAACUAGUAGUGUUUGAUCUAGAUUUUACAUUGUGGCCUUUUUGGGCUGAUACUCAUGUGUCUCCUCCUUUUUCAAAGAAAAGCAAUGGUUCAGUGGAGGAUAGAAGUGGAUACAAGAUAAAACUAUAUGAUGAUACAUUGGACAUUCUGAAGUUUCUCAAGUCAAAGGAAAUAUGUUUGGCAGCAGCUUCCAGGACUGAAGAUCCCGCUGCUGCUCAGGAGCUUUUGAGAGUAUUAGACAUUGACAAGUAUUUCUCAUAUAAAGAGAUAUAUCCUGGAUCAAAAGUGACUCAUUUUAGAGAAUUUACUCAGGCAAGUGGAAUCCCAUACUCCAACAUGCUUUUCUUUGAUGAUGAAGAGACAAACAUUGACGAGAUUAGCAGACUUGGUGUAACUUGUGUUUUGGUGAGAAGUGGAAUGAAACACACUGUCUUACAGAAUGGACUUGAGCAAUUUGCUGCAAGGCACAAGCAAAAAAACAGAUAGCCCCAAAAAAUCUGAUUCCCCAAGUGACACAGGUGCUCUCCCAUAUGAUGGCAAACGGGAUGUGGGAACUCAUGCUUAAAUCAAUAAUAAUAUUGCUUUAAGCAUGAGUUCAGUAAGUAUUACUUUUGUGACUGGACAAAUCAGAAGGCCCUUGAAAGGGGUCUUUGAGAGAGGAUCCAUGGAAGAAAAAAUUUAAAAUUGAUCUUAAAAAAUAGUCUCGAAAAUAUCAAAAAGAACUUGUAAUUGACAUAACAAACCUGACAGAAAAGUUUGUCUUGGAGUAAGAGACCCAGAUGUGCACAAAGAAAGCUGGGCAGGGGAGGGGAGUGGAGAUUAAGUGUUUUUUAUGCUGAAAGGGUGUGAAUAGUCAGAGAUGGAAACAAACUAUACUGAGUCUUCAUUGUAAAAACAAUCACUAAGUAAUUUUUGCCAUUAUGGUCCAUUUGAUCCAUUAAGGAGGAGAGAAUGGCUGUUAUUACAGUUGAGCCUGUGGUCGAAUAUUCUUUUGCUUAAAAAGGCAUGGAAACGAGGCGAACGGGUCUGUACAGAGCAAAAUUGACCCUUUUGCUUUGUUUGCACGUCAAACCGCUGAUAACUGUAGUAACAGCUAUUGAGUGGCAAACUAUAAUCAUUGAUAGUGGGCAAUAAUUAUUACAAUCAUUUGUACACAUCAUCAUCGUACAAAUCAAAGUAUUUCAUCAUCAUCAUCAUCGUACAAAUCAAAGUAUUUUUAGAAAGUAUUUUGCCGUGUUUAUUUCAAAUUAAGAGUCUUAAAUGCGUGAAAAUUAGCAAAGGCUGAUGUGGCUUCCUCUCUAAAUAUUUUAAUUUAUUUUUGUAACAUUUUCUGUCAUUAUUUAUUUGCAAUAACAAUUUCAGAUUUCUACUUUAAAAAUUACAUUUUUGGAAUAUUUAUUUAUCUCUUACAUCAACUCUGCAACUUGUAGUAGGUCAGUAUAUUAAUUCACAUUUAUACUGCUUAGGGAUGUAUGCAACAUUUCAACGAUAAUUUUUCUCUCAAGAUAUGUAAAAUCCUGAUUUUUCUCUCUGAAUUGUUUCCAAUAGAAUGUUUAGUGAUGAAAAAUUGAAUCAAACGAUUCCUCAGGAUACCUUAAAAUCCGUUGUUACCAAUGUAAAUUUGAAAUUGCGUUAUCUGAUGUGAAAAUUCAUUGGGCUGGAUGAAUUAAAAUUUAAACUAUUUGAACCUCUAAAA
This is a messenger RNA of Orbicella faveolata, 1756 nucleotides long. Its product is annotated as magnesium-dependent phosphatase 1-like. The record is from RefSeq and is a predicted model, not a curated record. Gene Ontology annotation, molecular function: acid phosphatase activity. NCBI's taxonomy places the organism in Eukaryota, Metazoa, Cnidaria, Anthozoa, Scleractinia, Merulinidae.